AUGCUUUUAGGAACAAAGGGCCAGCGGUUCCAGACCACCCUGGGAAUCUUUGAAGUCCAGCCCGAAGGCUCUGGGAAACUCGACGAGGCAAAUGACUACUGCAAAGCCAAGUCUACGAGCGACAAAGAAGAUGCGAAUAUCAACGCAGGCCCGCCUCAAAACACCAGAAGUCAGGGUUACCGAAGACAACUUCAGAUAGAAGGAAAGGGAGUGAGAUAA
This is a messenger RNA of Penicillium cosmopolitanum, 219 nucleotides long. RefSeq lists its product as uncharacterized. The transcript has 2 exons. The coding region runs from base 1 to 219 and encodes 72 amino acids. Lineage: Eukaryota; Fungi; Ascomycota; Eurotiomycetes; Eurotiales; Aspergillaceae. The record is from RefSeq and is a predicted model, not a curated record.